AUGAUAAAGGAAAAUGAUAGAUAUGGCGAAGACAGCAGAUACUCUAUUCAAAACCAAACAGAUUCAACAGAAUACGAAAGGAUGAUCAUAGAAUUACAGGGUCAGAUUGAAAUCCUUAAUGACAGGUUAUUAGAGAAUAGUUUUAGAAAUUUGGAGCUAAAAUAAGCAAUUAAAAAACUUGAAAUGCUUGAGCAAGAAAAGGAAGGAAAGAUAAAGUAAUUAAAUGCUAAAAUGUAAAAUGAUUAUGCUAUAUAGAGAGUUAAUAAAUAAAGCACAAAAGGAUAAAAGAAAUAGACACUUGAAAGAGAUUUAUAGUCUAAAAAAAGAUAUGUUAGUCAUCAAAUCUAUGAUGAGAAUGACGAAAACUUUUACGAUUAUGAAUCAAAUAUUGAGAAUAUUAUAGAAGAGAUUAUUCUAUCAUAAAAAUGUAAUUUUGAUUAAAUCAAAAAAUCAUUUGAACCGAUCCUAUAGCAACAAAAAAUUGAUAUUUAAAAUAAGGAUUGCCGUGAUUUGGAAUAAUAUUUUAAGGACGUAGUGAUCUAAAUUAAAAAUAAAUUUUAAAAUACUUAAGAUAUUCAUUAAACUAGUUACAAUCAAUCUUAUAUGUAUGAGGAGUUAAAACGUCUACGAUUAGCACUAAAUUUAUUUAUAAAUGACUCUGUUUUGAUGAUUAAAGAUUAAUUAAACUAAAAGCGUUCAUUUUGCAAAAAUAUUGAGGAUAAUAAAAAUUAUUGCACAGAAAUCUAAGCUAUACUAAAUAGUGUAACAUAAAAUUAGGAUCAGUUCGAGAUAAGUUUGUAGUAGUUAUCUAUGGCAUUUAAGAAAAUUAUCUAAUUGGUUGUUUGA
Molecule: messenger RNA, 846 nt
Organism: Paramecium tetraurelia
Lineage: Eukaryota; Ciliophora; Oligohymenophorea; Peniculida; Parameciidae
Exons: 4
Source: RefSeq, a predicted model, not a curated record